This is a messenger RNA of Aspergillus calidoustus, 794 nucleotides long. The record is from the annotation of a GenBank genome assembly. NCBI's taxonomy places the organism in Eukaryota, Fungi, Ascomycota, Eurotiomycetes, Eurotiales, Aspergillaceae.
GAUCGCCAAACACUCGAGAUCGGAACUUCCGCUACUGAAAUAUAUCGAGGAUGCUUUUCUCAAUGAUCUCUCUCAAAUCUCUACCGUUGGUGAUCCUUAUUUACACUGCAAGCUAUGCAUCUUACGCCUCUGCUCUCGCCAAUGGUGUCAACCUUCGCAUUCUGCCCCUUGGAGACUCCAUAACAUGGGGUGACAAGAGCAGUGACGGCAACGGCUAUCGCAAGUACCUUUACAAUCGACUUGGUGACAACUUUGUUGAUUAUGUUGGCACUCAGCACUCUGGAAACAUGGCAGACAACGAUAAUGAAGGGCACCCCGGGGCCGUCAUUAAGGAGAUUGCCAGCUACGCGGCGAAUAUCCUCUAUACGCGGCCGAAUGUUGUUCUGGUAAUGGCCGGCACCAACGACUGUAACUCGGUAGGGGAGCUUGGCGACCUGCCUGAUCAGCUGGGCCGACUCAUCGAUGAGAUUACCGAUGCCUGCCCUCACGCCGCUGUUAUAGUGGCACAGCUGACGCCCAUAGCCUCCUCCCAUUCCGAGUCUGUUGUUCAGCAGUUCAAUGCCGCUAUCCCAGGUCUUGUCUCCAGUCGUGCUAACGCGCGCAAGAAGGUUCUUAGUGUCAAUAUGAGCGACAGUCUCACCACGGGUGACUUGGCGGACCGUCUUCAUCCCAACGACAGGGGAUAUAAUAAGAUGUCUGAGGUCUGGUACUCGGGAAUCGAGUCUGCCGCCUCGUACGGCUGGAUUCAGGGCCCUGGAUAGGUUGAAGAACACCGAGAUCAUUGUUGACACACC